This is a messenger RNA of Gopherus flavomarginatus (Mexican gopher tortoise), 7854 nucleotides long. It is a transcript of the gene XK, whose product is annotated as X-linked Kx blood group antigen, Kell and VPS13A binding protein. The record is from RefSeq and is a predicted model, not a curated record. Bases 53 to 1390 code for a protein of 445 amino acids. The transcript is spliced from 3 exons. NCBI's taxonomy places the organism in Eukaryota, Metazoa, Chordata, Testudines, Testudinidae. Gene Ontology annotation, cellular component: membrane.
CUGCCGCAGACAGAUAACUCGCCCGGCGCGCGAGCCGCCUGCACUGGAGGAGAUGAAAUUCCCCGGCUCCGUCCUCGUCUCCCUGCUCCUCUUCGUGGGCGAGACGGGCACCGCCCUGUACCUGAGCAGCACCUACCGCUCGGCGGGGGACCGCAUCUGGCAGGCGCUGACCCUGCUCUUCGCCCUCCUGCCCUGCGUGCUGGUGCAGUUCAACCUGGUCUUCAUCCACCGGGACGUGAGCCGGGACAGACCCCUGGUGCUGCUGCUGCACAUCCUGCAGCUGGGACCCAUUGUCAGGUGCUUGGAAGUCUUUUACAUUUACUUUCAUGCGGGGAGAUUUGAAGAGCCUUAUGUAAGCAUCACCAAGAAGAGGCAGAUGCCUAAAGAUGGACAUUCAGAAGAAGUUGAGAAAGAAGUGGGCCAGGCUGAAGGCAAAUUGUUUACACAUAGAUCUGCAUUCAGCAGGGCAUCUGUGAUCCAGGCUUUCCUCGGCUCUGCACCUCAGCUGACACUUCAGCUGUAUAUAUGUGUCCUGCAGCAGGAGAUCACGGCAGCUAGAGGCAUCUUCAUGGUCCUUUCUCUGCUGUCGAUUGUAUAUGGUGCAUUACGCUGCAACAUCCUUGCCAUUAAGAUUAAGUAUGAUGAUUAUGAUGUCAGCGUGAAAGCUGCAGCCUACCUCUGUAUAUUCCUCUGGAGAAGCUUUGAGAUUGCCACCCGUGUUGUAGUCCUGGUCCUUUUCAGUUCUGUGCUUCAAAUCUGGGUCCUGCCUGUGGUACUCCUGAAUUUCUUUGGCUUUUUCUUUUACCCUUGGAUUCUCUUUUGUCAAAGCAAGUCCCCUUUCCCUGAAAACAUAGAGAAGGCGUUGACCAGGGUGGGCACGACCAUUGUACUGUGCCUCCUCACCUUCUUGUAUGCUGGCAUUAACAUGUUCUGCUGGUCAGCUGUGCAGCUGAAGCUAAAUGAUCCUGACUUAAUUAACAAAUCCCAAAAUUGGUACCAACUGGCUGUAUAUUAUAUGCUAAGGUUCAUUGAGAAUGCCUUCCUCCUUUUGCUGUGGUAUGUUUAUAAAACAGACGUCUACCUGUACGUGUGUGCCCCUUUAUUAGUCCUGCAGCUGCUGAUUGGCUAUUGCAUGGCCAUCCUGUUCAUGCUGGUGUUCUAUCAGUUCUGCCACCCAUGCAGGAAGCUCUUCUCAUCCAGUAUUUCAGAAGGUUUGCUGUCAUGUUUCAAGUACCUCUGCUUUGCUUGCAAACCACCUAAGGUCACCGCGCCUGUGGAUAAGGCAGACUUGAAAUCACCGGAUGGUAUUGGUGAUGAUGCGCAGGCCACUUAUAAGACAAAUGAGUCUCAGAAUGGGAAUCUGCAUCAGAGUGUUUCUUCCAAUGCGUAAAGUGGCUAGUGGAAAGCAGGCAGAACUGGAAAGCUACUGCACACUUACCCAAAGCAUUGUGUACCUUGGACUCUGAGCCUUGUUAAUUUUUCUGCCAGUGCAGCUGUACUGCAUGGGUACUCUGACAUGCAUAUGCAUACGGCACACUUGACACACGUACACAUACAGCAGCCACUGUCUGUGGAUUUAUAUUACAUGGUGAUUCCACACAGAGGUUUAUCAUCUGCUUAGUCUGAAAUCCUACAGGAGACAUCUUUAUAUUGUAGCAAAAUGGACCUAACCCUUUCCUGUGGUCUGAUUCAUUCAGGAGGUCUGAGGAGAAUGAGAAGACCUAGGAAAUGCAAUAUGUAGAGAGUGUCAUGAGAGCAGGCCAUUUCAGCAUGGAAGCUGAGCAUGUUACUGGACUACCUGGUAAUUGUAGAUGAUUAGCUGUGGUCUAGCUGGUUUUCUGCUUUUAAGAUAAUCAUAUCUUACAUCCUGACUGGUGCAAUACCAUACCACAGGCCUUUGUGACAUCAGGAUUGAACUGCUGCAAGGCAUUCUAUAUUAGGCUGCCCGCAAUGCAGGCCAGUUCCCUACUGCUGGUAUUGGAGCAUGAUUAUUUCUGAGAAUGGCCAGAGGGCAUUAGGCUGAUGCACUCUUUCACUGUCUACCUUUGCUGCUGCUUACUUUGCUGAUCGAGUUUAAAGUAUUCAUUGCAAUGUUUAAAGCCUUGAAUGGAUGAGGUGUCGUAUAUAUUACCAAACACUCAACAUAGUGUGUCUGGAACCAUCUCUAACUAGCGGCAGAGGCAUAACAAUCGGUCGUAUAGCAGCAGAAGAAAUUCAGCCCAUCUUUUUUAUUUAAUGUUAUGUUUUGGUUAUCAGAGCAUCAGGAUUUUGGACUACCUUGCCCUGUUGGCUUCAGAAGUGCCACAGAUUUGGGUCCUUUUAAAAGAGGAGCUUAAAGACUUUUUCGCACAUCACCUUAAUUAAUCAAAAUGAUUUGUGUGCUUCAUAAGGUGCUGAGAAUGGUUUGGCAGCUGGGCACCCCAGAAAGACAGUUUAUUCAGAGCAUUUUAAAAAGAGGUUUGUUUUGUUUUAAAAUGCAGUACAUUGACUGCAAGUCUGAAGAAUGCAUUCACUUAUUCAGCCUUUCGUGUUUGAUUCAGCACCUUGUGUUUGUCCUGAGCCUAACACACUGUGGGUGCCACUGGAAACAAAUGAUAGGAAUUCAUUAAUUGGAAUCCCUUUUACCAUUCAUUGGCUAGGUCUCUAUUCUGCUUUAAAGUAUACCGUGACGUCCUUGAAAGAAACGAUGAUAUCAAUGCACCUGUAUCAGAAUUGUCAUGAGAUGGGAGGAGGGGCAGAGAUGUGGCAAGUUGCGCUUGCACCUAGAAUGCUGCAAGAGUCUGAGCUCUUUUUAUUACUGGAUGUUUUCAUGCUGCAGUUGUACAGUGUAGCUUUUAUUUUUUUUACUUUGGUCUCUCUGUGUGUGUGGCAUAUAUAUAUUGAAUACCUCAUUACAUUAUGAGGUGGGAUAGUGUAAAGGCUUUCUUGGCACGAGUUUGGCAUGGGCACAUGACUCACAUGUGGGGUUGACACCUACUCUGUAAAUGAAUCCACUUCCCCAGGUAGCUUUUGAAUAAGUUCUUGGGGAGACUGCAAUAUUUCUGUGUAAAGAAAAAAACAUUCUAGAUCAUUUGCAGAAGUUUCUUAAACAAUGAGUUAGAGGAACAGAUGGUGAAAGCUGUAAUUGUCUUCAAUGGAGCUACACUGAUUUACACCAGCUAAGAAUAUAGUGCAGAAUUUUUUUUCUUGGUCCAAGCCUGUACAGUUGGACACACAGGGGUGUAUUUUCCAACUUACUGUAGAACCUCAGAGUUAUGAACACCAGAAGUGACCAGUUAAACACACCUCAUUUGGAACUGGAAGUAAGCUAUCAGGCAGCAGCAGAGACCAAAAGAAAAAAUAUAUAAUAUAGUACUGGGUUAAACGUAAACUACUAAAAAAAUUAAGGAAAAGCAGCAUUUUUCUUCUCAUAGUACAGUUUUGAAACUUUACCAAGUCAAUGUUCAGUUAUCAACUUUUGAAAGAACCAUAACGUUUUGUUCAGAGUUACGAAUAUUCAGAGUUACAAACAACCUCCAUUCCCAAGGUGCUCGUAACUCUGAGGUUCUACUGUACUUUGCUGAAGUUGGGAGUCUAACUUCAUAUUUAGACACCCAAUUGAUGACUAUGAAAAUCAUCAUUAGGUUCCUGAAUACCUAAGUAGGUGCUAAUUUAGCACCUAGGUCUGACAUUUCACCCCUUGGCAAUUAAGGCAGUUUAGCUUAACCUGAAGAGGGAUAUUACUUCUGGGGAAAUUCUGUGCCAAAACAUUUAAAAUUCUGUACGCAAUAUUUUAAAAUUCUGCAAAAUUCUGUAUAUUUUAUUUGUCAAAAUAACAGUAUACAAUCACACCAGUUUCAAUUAUUUUGGUAUUUCAUUUCAAAAUACCUAUCAGCAACUAUAUAGUGUAGAACAGCCCAAUGUCUAACAAUACAGACACACACAAAAAUUCCUGUAGGAGUAGAGAGUUAAGGAAACCCCUACAACAACCCAGUUCUUGUUUCUCUGCCCCUUCCCUCUAGAGCCCAGCAUGGGGGCCAGACACCCACACCUCCUCCCGCCCCAGAGCCCAGCUGCAGGGCACACCCCCAGCUCAGACACUCACAUGCAGAAGCUGACAUCUGAGAGUGUAGUAUACAUAUAGACAUAGUAGUGUUUUCUUUCACAUACAAAUAAUGAAGUUCUACGUAUAUACAUAUUUUUAGAGAAUGUUCUGUGUUAUUUACUAUUUUUAUACUGAUCUACUGAAAUGCAUGUAGAGGCUACUGAAUAUAUUAAAUAAUUAUAAUGAUGACUAUAUAUGGGUUUUGUUGCAGUUCUGAUGCCUUUGCCUUAGCUAUGCAGAGGUAGCCAAUUAUAUCUGAGAUAAUAGGUCAAAUACUUCUAUGUAAGUGUUAUUGUUUAAGGCUGCCAUGCUCCAAAUAUACAGUCAUUACAUCUAAGAGAGGAGGUUAAAUAAACCCAUCAGAUAACAUGUUUGCUAUAUAUAUUUUUGAUCAAUCUGUGUUACCACUGCUGGUGGGAAGAGAAUGUACGAAGGAAGGACAGAGGCAAAAGUCCUGUGCAGUGUUGGACUCUGUAUUUUAAAGGAUAGCUGUUGACCGACAUUUCCCCCUUCAUCCAAAUUGUACUAUGGGUCAGUCUCUGAUGCAUGACUGGCCUGGGGUACUAAUGGUUACACUGAUCCUAUGCAUGCAGUGACUAGGGGUCCACAAAAAGACCCCUUCCUCCAACAUUGACUGUCACUGAUCAGAAACACUGGUGUCAGAUCUGCACUCUGGUUGGUCAGUGUGGAGCAUGAAUUAAAGCUGUUCCCUAUCUAUUCAUAUUGAGGAAGGGACAGUGGUAGCUAUGAGUGUGUGCGCAUAUGUGUGUGUGAUUUUUCAUAUGAAUAAAGGCUUGCAGGACCUAGUUCUUGUCUAUUCUCCUAUAUUUGUAAAACAAAUUUUUAGAAACCCAAGUUGAAAGUUACACCACAUUGGCAUGUUUCAUAUCACACCAGAUCUGUUUGGACAGAACUGUAAUAUGUGUUUGCAUUAUCUACUAUACUUGGGGAGGAAAAAGGCAUCAGUGUUCUUAGUGGACAGCAUGUACCACUAAAGAUAUUAAUUAAUCAGAAAAGUUGCUUUGUAAGUGAGCUACCAGUAUAAAGAAACUUGAGUCAAAUAAGGAAAGGAAACCCUCACGUUACAUUGCAAAUGAAUGUAGGGUUGCCAUUUCUUGUAAUUUUUAUCACAAAUCUCAUGAUAUCUCAUGUUUUUCUUCAAGCCCCAGAUCAUGGAGUUAUGUGACUGGGUGAGAAUCUCAGCUUUUCAUUUUUUUAAAGUAACACCCUAGCCCUCAUCGUUGCAGAGAAAAGAUUGAAAACGAGACCCUCUAAAAUCUCAAGAACCAGAAGGCAAAUGAAAAGAACUUUCUUUCAUUCACUUUUUAAAAUCUCAUGGGUUUUAGCCAAUCUCAUGAUUUUUGGGACCUGACUCAUGACAGGUCAGUGCAGGGAGCUGAACUUGAUAGCUUCUCAAGGUCUUUCCAGCACUACAUAUCUAUGACUUCUGAAUGCUUGGGGUUGGCAAGACUGAUAUAUAUUUUAAAACAAAAUUGCUGAAAACCAGUUUUUUAUGAAAAUACCAGCUCCUAGCUUUUCUCUGCAACAGUUGCUAACAUCCAAACACAUAAAGCAGAAAUUUUCUUUCACUCCCUGUUCUAUUCUAAUCUAGGUUGACCACCUUUUCAAAAGGCAAAAGCGGGACAUAUGCAGGAGCCCCGCACCCUGGCCAGGCCAGAAGCCAGAGCUGGCCUAUGGUAAGAGCCGCCCAGGGAGCUGGGGCCACUACGGGGAGCAAGACCCUCCACCUUCCAUGAGAGGAGGUCUGUGGUACCCGAGAGCAGCCUCUGACCCAUGUCCCCUCCCCCUGGGGUGCACUGCCCAUGGCAGGUGGAAGGGCUACAGCCCCCCACAGUGGCCUGGGCUCCCUGGGCUGCACGUACUACUGCCUGGCUCCAGCUUCUGGCCUAGCCAAGAGGAAGGGCCUAUGGGGAGGAGGAGAAGAGGGUGGGGCCUCAUGGCAAGGGGCAGCCAAGGUCCACAGGGAAGAGGCUGGCACCAGCCCUGAGCGUCAGGCAGGCACAGAAUGGCCUCGUAGGGAAUCUGGGACAAAUGCUGUCUUGGAGUCUUUCAGCCUGAGAUCUGGUCUUGACCUCUGUAUUUCAGGACUGUCCCACCCUAUUCUGGUUAGCUGUCACCUUAUUCUAAGUGCUUAUGUAGCAAAGGACAGAAUUCUGAACACACACACACAUACACACACCCCUCCCUCUGAUUUGAGUUUGGAGAGGCCCAGGACUUGAAAAGCAGCAGAUUGAGGGUCAUGUGAAUUCUUACUGCCUAAAAAAGUCAAUAUAGUAAAAAUGAAAUAUUUUGCACACUCACCAUAAAUUUUUGACUCUCUGGACAAAAUGAAAGGCAGUUUGUUCAGCCAGACAACCUACUAUAUUGCUGGGGUGGGGAGAGAGAAGAGAUCCAAAUCUUAUGAAAAUAGCAAAAUUUUACCCAAGAAAAAAUUGUCAAUUCUAUUCUUUGCUAAAUUUUACCCUGUCCAUAGUGGGAACCCAUUAUUGCUGAUGGAAAUGGCAAUAUUUUCCCCUUAGUUGAAUAGCAAGGUCUUGUGAAAUUUUCAAUGUAUAUAUGAAUGCAGUGCAUAUUUGCAGAGCUCUAACUGCAGGCCAGGAUUAAAGUACAUUUAGAAGUGGGAGCCAAUUGCAGGGUGCCAGUUGUUGCCAGGUGAGAUUUUAAAAAGGACACGUUGCAUGAACAAGCUAAGCAAUAUAGCAACAGUUACAAUUGCAGUUUUGCGCCUUUCUGGUUAAAGUGAACAUAUUAAAAACGGAGACAAGCAUAGCAUGUAUUUAAAAUAUAAAUAGAAAAUAAUGUCUAAACAUAUGAAUAUAUGAGUGUGCGCUAGCUGUCUGCACAGAUUCCCAAUUGUCAAGAUUGCUCGUCUUUAGUAUCUCAAGAUUUUCAAAAGUGACUAGCGAGUUCACUCUUUGGGUGUCCAACUUGAAACCCUUCAGACAGGCCUGUAUUUCAUAAAAGUGCUGAGCAGCUACCCUCUGAAAAACAGGCUCCUCUAAGGUGUCCCGAGUUGGGUGUCCAAAACUUGAGGCAAUUAAAAUUCCUAGUGAUUUUUGAAAAUCUUGGCCAAGAGCAACAUGCCUUUACUUUCUCCAAACAGGACAUUCAGAGCAAAAAUAGGAUGUUUGACCUGAGACCAGGUACAGAGCUGAUUAGCUCACUGAAGAAUAGAAUCCGCCUUAGGGGUAUUCAAGACCUCUGUGGGGAAACAGCGCACAGUGCAUGCCUAACACUACAUCAACCUUAAACCUCUGCUAUUAGGUCCUCACUUUCAUGAGCAUUAAAAUCCACAUAUACGUUUUAGCAGAAAAUAACAAAGCAUAAUAUAUGUUUCAUCUAUUAGCUUUUGAAAAAUUUCUUCAGAUAUUCUUUUCUUCUGGCUAACCUCUCCUGUCAAUCUACAACUUUAAUCAUCCAUAAUUGAUGUGUCCAACAAAAUGAUGCAUGGUAUAUUUUGAUAACCAGACAACAAAGUCAGAGGUAAUCAGGUUAUAGAUUAAUUCACUUUGACUUCUGCAGCCUUCUGAACUUCUAAGCAUUAAAUGAAGACCAUAGCAUCUCACUGAAAGACACUUGAACGAUAUUUAUGUCGUGAUUAUGUAUGCAUUGCUGUGCUUGUAAACAGACUGACAGUUUUGUAUCCUGAAUUGUGCCAAAUACAGUAACUGUAACAAAUACAAAGCUAUAUGCUUGCAUCUACUGCUCUGCAGUAAGUGAUCCUAAUAAAUUUUGUUUAUGUUCUUUAA